GACAAGUCGGCCUACCUGAUGGGGCUGAACUCGGCCGAUCUUCUCAAGGGGUUGUGCCACCCCCGGGUGAAGGUGGGCAACGAGUACGUCACCAAGGGGCAGAACGUCCAGCAGGUGAUUUACGCCGUCGGGGCCUUGGCCAAGGCCGUCUACGAGAAGAUGUUCAACUGGAUGGUGACCAGGAUCAACAACUCGCUGGAGACCAAGCAGCCGCGGCAGUACUUCAUCGGCGUGCUGGACAUCGCCGGCUUCGAGAUCUUCGACUUCAACAGCUUCGAGCAGCUCUGCAUCAACUUCACCAACGAGAAGCUGCAGCAGUUCUUCAACCACCACAUGUUCGUGCUGGAGCAGGAGGAGUACAAGAAGGAGGGGAUCGAGUGGGAGUUCAUCGACUUCGGCAUGGACCUCCAGGCCUGCAUCGACCUCAUCGAGAAGCCCAUGGGGAUCAUGUCCAUCCUGGAGGAGGAGUGCAUGUUCCCCAAGGCCACGGACAUGACCUUCAAGGCCAAGCUCUUCGAUAAUCACCUGGGCAAGUCGGCCAACUUUGGGAAGCCGCGCAACAUCAAAGGGAAGCCGGAGGCCCACUUCGCCCUCAUCCACUACGCCGGCACGGUGGACUACAACAUCAUCGGGUGGCUGCAGAAGAACAAGGACCCCCUCAACGAGACGGUGGUGGGGCUCUACCAGAAAUCGGCCCUCAAGCUCUUGGCCAACCUCUUCGCCAACUACGCCGGGGCAGAUGCGCCCAUGGAGAAGGGGAAGGGGUCCAAGAAGAAAGGUUCCUCCUUCCAGACGGUCUCCGCCCUGCACCGGGAGAACCUCAACAAGCUGAUGACCAACCUGCGGUCCACCCACCCCCACUUCGUCCGCUGCAUCAUCCCCAACGAGACCAAGUCUCCCGCACCCGCCGCCCCAACGCAGGAGCAGGACAACCUCAACGACGCCGAGGAGCGCUGCGACCAGCUGAUCAAGAACAAGAUCCAGCUGGAGGCCAAGGCGAAGGAGCUGACGGAGCGGCUGGAGGACGAGGAGGAGAUGAACGCCGAGCUGACGGCCAAGAAGAGGAAGCUGGAGGACGAGUGCUCGGAGCUGAAGAAGGACAUCGAUGACCUGGAGCUGACUCUGGCCAAGGUGGAGAAGGAGAAACACGCCACCGAGAACAAGGUCAAGAACCUCACAGAGGAGAUGGCCGGGCUGGACGAGACCAUCGCCAAGCUGACGAAGGAGAAGAAGGCCCUGCAAGAAGCUCACCAGCAAGCGCUGGAUGACCUGCAGGCGGAGGAAGACAAGGUCAACACCUUGACGAAGGCCAAAGCCAAGCUGGAACAGCAGGCGGACGACCUGGAGAGCUCGCUGGAGCAGGAGAAGAAGGUCCGGAUGGACCUGGAACGGGCCAAGAGGAAGCUGGAAGGCGACUUGAAGCUGAACCAGGAGAACAUCAUGGAUCUGGAGAACGACAAGCAGCAGCUGGAGGAGAAGCUCAAGAAGAAAGAGUUUGAGAUCCACCAGCAGAACAGCAAGAUCGAGGACGAGCAGGCGCUGGCCCUGCAGCUCCAGAAGAAGCUGAAAGAGCUGCAGGUGAGGGAUCUAGCCAAGAACGCGCUGGCCCACGCCCUCCAGUCGGCCCGGCACGACUGCGACCUGCUGCGGGAGCAGUACGAGGAGGAGACGGAGGCCAAGGCCGAGCUCCAGCGGUCGCUCUCCAAGGCCAACUCCGAGGUGGCGCAGUGGAGGACCAAGUACGAGACGGACGCCAUCCAGCGCACCGAGGAGCUGGAGGAGGCCAAGAAGAAGCUGGCCCAGCGGCUGCAGGAGGCCGAGGAGGCGGUGGAGGCGGUCAACGCCAAGUGCUCCUCCCUGGAGAAGACCAAGCACCGGCUGCAGAACGAGAUCGAGGACCUGAUGGCGGACCUGGAGCGGUCGAACGCGGCGGCCGCCGCCCUGGACAAGAAGCAGAGGAACUUCGACAAGAUCUUGUCCGAGUGGAAGCAGAAGUUCGAGGAGUCGCAGACGGAGCUGGAGGCGUCGCAGAAGGAGGCCAGGGCCCUCAGCACCGAGCUCUUCAAGCUGAAGAACGCCUACGAGGAGUCGCUCGAGCACCUGGAGACCUUCAAGAGGGAGAACAAGAACCUCCAAGGUGAGACCACGGCGCCCCUCUGCCCACCGAACACCAGCCUCAUCAACCAGAAGAAGAAGAUGGAGGCCGACGUCUCCCAGCUGCAGACGGAGGUGGAAGAGGCCAUCCAGGAGUGCAGGAACGCCGAGGAGAAGGCCAAGAAGGCCAUCACCGACGCGGCCAUGAUGGCGGAGGAGCUGAAGAAGGAGCAGGACACCAGCGCCCACCUGGAGCGGAUGAAGAAGAACAUGGAGCAGACCAUCAAGGACCUGCAGCUGCGGCUGGACGAGGCCGAGCAGUUGGCCCUCAAGGGGGGCAAGAAGCAGCUGCAGAAGCUGGAGGCCCGCGUGAGGGAGCUGGAGAACGAGCUGGAGGCCGAGCAGAAGCGCAACGCCGAGAGCGUCAAGGGCCUCCGCAAGUCCGAGCGGCGCGUCAAGGAGCUCAGCUACCAG
Messenger RNA from Aptenodytes forsteri (emperor penguin), 2568 nucleotides. RefSeq names its product myosin-7-like. Lineage: Eukaryota; Metazoa; Chordata; Aves; Sphenisciformes; Spheniscidae. Gene Ontology annotation, cellular component: myosin complex. The transcript is spliced from 15 exons. Gene Ontology annotation, molecular function: cytoskeletal motor activity; ATP binding. The annotation marks the transcript as partial. The record is from RefSeq and is a predicted model, not a curated record.